AUGAUUCCGCCAGCGGCUUUCCAUGGCGAGAAAUCGCAGUGUUUUGAUUCUGUUUCUCGCUGUGACAAAUCAUUAGAUCGAAAAAAUUAGAUGAGGAAGAGGAUUGAAGGCAGUCUGUCUUGUUUGUCAAAUGGAAUUUUUACUCUGCUACACUUACAACUGUUUCAAAAAAAGAUCAUCCAGCAAGUACAACAAGUAAAACAAGAUGUCGCGGGUUUUGCCUGAGAAGUACGAGAUCAAAGUCGCUGUGGUGGGCGACAGUGCUAGCGGAAAGUCGACCUUCAUCAAUUGCUUGCUGGGGGGCGACUUUUUGAACGUGAGCAGGUCAUCGGGUCGGAACGGCAGCGGGGAGACUCAGCAACUCGGAGAAAAUAAGCGUUUUCCAUCCACUUUGCGUAUCCCACUCGCCGCUCUUUCCGACCCCGGAAAAAAUGCGAAGAAAAAAAUCGACUCUGAGAAGAGCGAUUCGAAAAAUGUUAUGCAACAGCCGCCGGCAUCAUCGUCUCUGUUCGGCCAGUUGUUUUCCGGUCGACUCUUUUCCGGUCGAAAGGCGCGCAACAAUGCCACCGAGGUCCGCGACUCGAUCGCGAAAAAACCCGAUCAAGCCGUGGAGUGCGAACCGUUUCUCAAACCUAUGCCGGCAAUGCCCCGGCCCGUCGAACUCGUAAUUUUCUCCCUUUCUGGUUAAGUAAAUGAACGCUUCGCCGGGUCGUAGUGCUGAGUAUGUGGUAAGAAGCACGCAGUAUAGCUUUGCAUGUUUCAUCAUCCUUCAUUGAUCGAACGUACUUUAGCGUUCUACUUGUAGUGUCGAUAGUACUUAAUAUAAAGUGAUUUAUUCUUGGUGAACUACAAGGAAGAAGAACUUCUCUCAAAGCGAGAUCCAAAAUCAGGUGUUGACAGAAUACGAUACCUCGGAAGCGCAGUUGGAGAUGCUAAAGGAAAACGAAUCGGAUUUGGUGUUUUUGUUCUUCUGCACCAAGCAGCUGUCGAAGGUGAAGUUGACCACGUCGCAACAGUCGCUUCUGGGCACCAGCCAGCGGCAAGUAUGAAAUGUAAAAAUGUAAAUGUCUGGGUCUGGAAACUUGUGAUGCUGGGUGGCGUCUCAUGAUGAGGCCACAAGUGCUGGCUCAGCAUGACAAGUUUCUGAGCUUCUAGGUGUUGCCUAUUCUGCAUGACAAACUGCGUUUCUGCAUCACAGAAAAGUGGAGCUCUGGGGUAACAUGCAUGACAGAUUUAAGAGUCAUGCCAGACAAGCAUGACGAACAUGCAUCCUUCCAGACCCAGACAUUUUUGCAUUUGAUAGCAGGGCCAGAUUAACGUUUUCGAGAGCCUGCUCACCCAGGUUUUGAACGCGGUGAGUGCAUUCCCCUGCACGCUGCACGUGAUAGCCAACAAGGCGGACGUAUCCUCAGCAAAAACGUCCCCACCCCAGAGUUGUCAUGCAAUUCUGCAUGCCAAAAAAGUUUUUCAUGCGGAGCCCUAUGAGAAGCAUUUUCUCUUCGUGCUUUGGAAUUUGUGAUGCUAGAAUCAGCAUGCUAUAAAAGAUCUGUGACGCGUCUGAACUAGCUAAACAGGACUACUCUACGAGGACAAAUUUGUCAUGCCAGACAACCAAGGCUGGCUGAUUUGUCUAGCAGAUUUCCCAUCUUGACUCUGGUGUGGGUACGGUUUUAAUCAGGAUAGGACGCGGGCGAGUCGGAGUUUGCGUUUUUACAGACGGUAUCAAGUGUAAAAAUGUCUGGGUCUGGAAGAUUGCGGCUUGAACUUGUCAUGCUGUUUUUGGAUUCUAAAAAAAUUUGUAUUGCAUGACCAGCAAGAGGGAUACAAUGCGUGCUACAAGAACAGGGCAUUUCUCAUGCGGAAGGUGCAUCAGGAAGCCCUCUAAAAGUCUGCGAUGCUAGCUCAUGCAUUGCAGGCAUCAUGGGUCAUGGAAAACCUGCAUGGCAAGUCUGGCAUUUUUCCAGACCCAGACAUUUUUACAUUUGAUAGACGGUGCUAACCGAGUUUCGGAGCUGCUUGAAGGUGAGCUGCCAGGAGCGGAGCGGCAGUACCUCCACCAACGUUGGAUCUUCGAGCAGUAAGCUGGACGCAACAUCCAAGAACUCCACGUCUACUAGCUUGUUGGGUAGUACAACUACUAGUACUACCGGGGCCCCCGCGGGGGGUUCCUCGUACUACAGCAAAAGCAAGAUGGCGUCGACGAUGGACAAGUUACGGAAAGUGGCACUGUCUGACGAGCUGAUAUCGUUUUCCGCGUUGAUUUCCUAUGCACUCCGCCUCUCUAGUACCGCGGGCCGCACGGACGAUGCGGCGUUGCGAAAAAAGUUGAUGGAGAAGGACGGGGAACUGAUGAACCUGAUUGCGCGCUGCCCGUGGUUCCCGAUGGCCUACUCGGGGUAUUCCUUGCUUGCCUCGAGCGAGCGCGUCGAGGUCGUCAGCCAGUUCUUGCAGCGGCUGGGAAAAAGCGCUCGGGAGGAACUCUCCGCGAAACUGGGAUACAGCCGCAUCGUCAGCGUCUUGCAGCGGUUUUGUGACCGCUUUCCGGAAAAAAUGAUCCAGAAUCUGCGGGUAAAGGCACUCCGCUCGUCGUUUACCCUGAAGCAAAUGUCUACGCACCGCGACUAUCAAGUGUAAAAAUGUCUGGGUCUGGAAGCUUGCAAUUUGUCAUGCUGUUUUUGGACUCCAGAAGAGCCUGCAUUGCAUGAGUACCAAAAGGAAUGUAAUUUUUGCUACGCGGAGAGGGCGUUUGUCAUGCGGAAUAAGCAUCAAGAAGCUCUCAAAAAAUCUGUGAUGCUAGGGCAUGCAUCACAGACAUCAGGGCUCAUGCAAAACGUGCAUGAAAAGUGUCAGAAUCUUCCAGACCCAGACAUUUUUACAGUUGAUAGCGACCACGCGAAGACGAUCGACGGGAAGGGGUUUGCGUUUCAUGAGGUACUAGAAAGAUGAUCCUUCGAUAGUGGAUACUGCGUGCAGCUCCGCGGGUAAGAAUGUUCUCACUCGUCGCGAUGUCCAUGUCAUAUGAAUAUAGUAGAUUUCGUUAUGCGUCGACACGAAAAAAAGAUGAAGAUCUUUGUUCAAGAUGGGACAAGCUGCAUUUUUCUUGGAAGUUUGAUUCCUUGUGGUCUUUCAGAGCCCUGAUAUUAAUCUGCGAACAAUUCUGCACUAUUUGUGGCACUGCCUGUUGCUUCUCAGGUUUAUCUGCAGCAGUGGAGCGAGGUAUUCGAUCAGUUGGCUGAUCCGAAGUCGGAGUUGUGUCGUUUGAACGAUCCGCGCGCGUGGGGGCAAACGCUCGUGACCUCCCUUCGUCCCAUGGACUACUGUGACCAGGAGAAGCUGUUUGACUUCGCGGACAGUAAGCAACAGUAUGAAGACAGGAUCAAAAAGGGUGUCCAGCUGGAGCAGGCCAUGAAGAAGGUGCUGCGUCGCAUGAUUCCGAAACUGGUGCAAGCCACCAACCACUGCGCGAAAAAGGGUCGCGUCUUGCUGAACAGCCUCCAGGAGGUGUGCGCGCGGGUGUCACUGGAGGAACAAGUCUGCCUCAGCUACCUCCUGGCCGCGGAGCACGGCGAGGACUUGGAUGCAGGCAGCUACACCCCGGUCCUGAGCAACAUCGGGUUCAAGUCCGAAAUCGCGGCCCUCGAAGAACAACUGGUGGAGCAAACCCUGGCGGCGAAAACGGACUGCGCCAAGCGUCGCCACUCAGUCGAAAACUUUACUCUAUCGGUAUAAAGAUAAAUUGAGAAGUAGAAGGAGCGACCGCGUUAUUAUAAGUUUGCUUUAGGUCCUCGUACCCUCGUCUCUAUUGACUUUGUGUCUGAAGUACAGCGCGUUUUUGGCGGCCAUACUUUUAGCAGUUUGAUACAAAACUACCAGAUGAACCUCCAGUGGCAGAUGAAGUCCUUUCUGUUGUGUUGCCGCUCAUAAUGAAAAAAUGGGAAGAACUACAAGUGUUUCAUUCCUAAAUGGGUACUUUUUACUUAGACGACACCUGUUGAUACUUCUAUCCAGGUGAAACAAUUUGACGACCUAGCCACCUUGAUGAACCCGUGGACAGGACUGCUGUUCGAGUACGGGCUGUUCCUCAAGGCCCUGGCGGAAGCGGAGCUGGCGUGGCAGAAAAAGCACGGGUACGGCCGUCCAGGCCUCGCGGGUGCGGAGGUCGAAGAGCAGGAGGAGGUGGAUGAAGAAGUACCGGAGGACGAGGACAUGCAUUCGUCUGUUUCUUCUGGCGGGGAGGAGGCUCCCCUGUCGGACAUCAUGGAGGUGGACGCCGAAAGUAAGAUGGACGUGGAAGAGGAUGAAAAUGAUAAUGACGAUCAGCAGCUUCUUGCUAGUAGUGUUCUUGACAAGAAGGACGAGAAGCGCUCCUCCAAGAGCAGCUUGGUGAAGGAACGCAAUGAUCCACCUCCGGCGCGCCGGCAGAGCGCGGACGCCGAGGAAUUUAUUCUGGUCGAGGACGACGACGCGGAACAAGAUGAGGAUUUGCAGGAGCAUAUCGUAUUUAAAAACGUCCCCACCCCAUAGUUGUAAUGCAAAUCUGCAUGCUGAAAAUGUUUCUCAUGCGGAGCCCGAUGAGAAGCAUUUUCUAGUUGUGUUUUGCAAUUUGUCAUGCUCCAAUCAGGAUGAUGCACUAGAUCUGUGAUGCUGCUGAGCUAGCUCAAACAGCACUACAAUACGAGUCCAAAUUUGUCAUGCAAGACAGCCAAAACUUGUGGAUUUGUCUAGCCGAUUCCCCAUAUUGACUAUGGGGUGGGGACGUUUUUACAUAGGAUAGAGCAAAGCCCGUCGCUGCACAUCGAGGACGAGGGCUCCUCUGCGCCGUCCAUGGUGGUGGUCGACGAGGAGGAGGAGGGAAGUGUGUCUCCAGUGCCGGAGGACGCGCCCGCAAGUAGCGACGAGCAUAUCAAAUGCAAAUAUCGAUCUGGGUCUGGAAGAUUGCGAGGUUUCGAUCAUGCUGGUCUGGCAUGACGAUCACGAUGAGCCUCAACUCUGUAUUGCGUGGCCAGGGCCACAAACAGCCUCUUUCGCCACCUGUCAUGCAAAAACGCAGUUUCUCAUGCGGAAUAAGUACGCAGCACAGAAGGACGAAGAAACUUGUCAUGCUUGGCGGCGCAUUGCAGUGCGUUUGUUAUUGACUCACUUGCAUAUAUACAAGUUUGAGUUUCCAGACCCAGAUCGAUAUUUGCAAUGUCGAUAGAGCAGGACGUCGAGGGACAAAGCAGCGCGAGCCGGACCGAAAGUCGCAGGGAGCCGAGUGAGCAAUUAUCGCCGGUUUCCAGUGAGAACAAUGAGGACCAGGAGAUGGAGCCGUUGCCGGAACAAGUGGUUUCUUCCGAAGACGACGUGGUGCAACCGUCCCAUGACCUGGCCGCGGCAGGUUCCGAAAACAACCCUGCGCCGCAGAAACGAGUCCGACAGUCGGAGGACGGAGGGGAGGGAACCAUCGGGACCAUCAAGCGCCGGAAGGAUGAAAACAACAAGUGAACAACAACAACAAGCAGUGUAAUUAUAUCCGAAGAUGAGUCGAUGUCGAUGGGAUGAUUGAUCGAAGAAGAGACAUACUGCGGAGGAAAAUGACAACUUCCUUGUCCAACUUCAGGAAUAAGAAUAACGACAUCGAAUUAUAUUAAGUACCGUGCUUCUUCACGAUGAAACAAAGCGUCGAUUGUCGCAGUUGCGACUGCGGGUCGAAAUUUUUAUUUUUUGCAGUUUUUUCAAACAGUUCUGAAACCCCAGUUGCUAAUAGCAGCGAUGUCCUUGGUCUUACAUGAGAAGGUAUCAACAUCUGUGGAAUAUUAAACCUCUCCUCUUGCUUCAUCAGCCUCGAUCUUAUUUUUUCGUAUACAAGGACGACCAUAUCUUCGAGACAGCGUGUUAGCUGUCGGACGCAGAUCAUCUUUUUGUUCCGGAGCUUCAUUGCCAUUUGGUUCGAUCAUUGGCAAUAUAUUUAU
This is a messenger RNA of Amoebophrya sp. A120, 5951 nucleotides long. The record is from the annotation of a GenBank genome assembly. Lineage: Eukaryota; Dinophyceae; Syndiniales; Amoebophryaceae.